This is a messenger RNA of Nymphalis io (European peacock), 921 nucleotides long. Its product is annotated as spherulin-2A-like. The coding region runs from base 20 to 898 and encodes 292 amino acids. Lineage: Eukaryota; Metazoa; Arthropoda; Insecta; Lepidoptera; Nymphalidae. The transcript has a single exon. The record is from RefSeq and is a predicted model, not a curated record.
UCCUGCUAAAAAAAUCAAGAUGGUUUCAAAAUUGUUCCCCAUACUCUUCAUACUUCCGGCGAUCUACGCUAAAAUAGAAGUGGAAAUCACCGCUAACAAUAACGAAAUCAAGGAUGUCCAGCUAACCGGCGGCUUCAUGGCUAUCUUAGGCGAAAAGGACAAAUUCACAUUCGGUCUUACAGAAGAAAAUUUAAAGAAAGCAUUAACUAAAAUGGGAAUGAAUCCAGACGACAUGUUCUUCAACAGUCCCACGCCUUGGGGAGACUUAUUCGAAACGUUAAACUGGGAACCAACGAGGAUGUUCUUUGAACCGAAGAAAGCUAGCAUUUUAUCUACAAACUCCGAACAAGUUUUGAUUAAAUCGAAAAACAUUCGCAACAAAAACACCGAACCGAUAACUCUUAAGGUAGACAUGAAACAAUUCGUUAAGAAUACUGUAUCGUCAAAAUGGAGCAAAGAGGGCGAUUUGGAAGUUGGCAAUAUCCUACACAAAUUCAACUUGAGCAUGCCAGAAACUGAAGAUUUCACGUUCAUUUCAAAUGGACUUGAAGAUGUGGAGAAAUUUGUACCAAUGACUCUUGGGGGUGUGUCUGAAAUAAAUCUGAAACCGAAGCAAGAUGUUGUCGCAGAACUAUACGCUACGGCUAAGCACACGAUGGUAAGAGUGGAUUUCGAGACCAGACUAACUGGAAACGUAGCUAUGAACUUCGAGAAAAAAUUCGAAGGCCAUCGUUUCUGGUCUGUUGAUAUCAACAACCUUUUAACAGCCGGAGAAUUGAAGAAAGUUAUGCAUUUCUCUGAGAUUAUUGAAGUUGUACAUUUCACAGAACCUAAGAUCUUGGUUAAGGACGCAACGACAGGCGAAGAGAUAUUUUCAGUUCCCUUAAAUAUGUCUUGAUUUUGCCGUAAAUAAAUAUUUUA